CUCGAACGAUUAACGAUUUGUAUGUUGAUUGCUUUAUAGAAUAGCGAGGGAAGCGAUCUAUGUAACUUGUUGCUAACAAAAGUGAUGUGGCUCUAAUUUAAUUGUGUUGAUUCCGAGUGCAAACUUAGGAAAAUUUAUGAAAAUAUUUUCAUAUAACAAAAGUUCUAGUCCUUGAAAAAUUAUGAAAAAAGUUGUGUUGAUUUCGAUGGGGUAAAUUGCAAGGUUGGUCACUAGAAGUACUAAAAAAUUCAUGUUUGGUCACUAAAAGUAUUUGAUUCCAUUCCUAAUCACUAAAAUUAGGUCUUCAGUUCAAAUUUGGUCUCUCUCCGUUAAAUUUAGCUGAUGUGGCUGUCAACUUUGAUAGUUGACCGUUAAAUGAAUGAUGUGACAAUUAAAAAAGAUUUUAAAAAAUAAAAUAUAAUUUUUUACAUUUUCCCCCUCAUUAUCACAUUCAUUAAAAAAAAAAAAAAACCUAACGUAAGUUAUAUCGUCAAUUGGGGGAGGGAGAUUACUGAAAGAGUUUGAGGCUAGAUCAAUGGGAUCCAAAGGGACAACGAUUUUCAGUUUGGGAGAGGCAAUAAUAGCAGCAAGUGAAGGCGGUUGCAUGGAAGAAGCUUCGUCGCCGCUGCCGCAGAUCUUGUGCGGCAAGGGCGGUGGCGAUGUGUAUGAUAGUAGGUACGCCCGCCGUCUCUGGCUCAAGCUAGUCUUGUUGGCCUCCCCUUCAAUUGAAUCACUCCCAAUAUCAGCAAACUCAUAUGGCGGCGAGCCGGCGAGCUCGAAUUUGGGAACAAGGGAGGCUCCGACAUCACCGUAACUGCCGCUCUCCCCAACGAGGUUGGAUUCUUGACUUGAGUUUGUAGUGAAACCCAUAUUGGUCUCCGACUUCUUCGCUUCAAUUGAAGCCUGAAUCCGAGUUGUUUAAACUCAUAUUCGACCGGUGAAUCUUUCUAGCGGUUAACGGCAGAGUCGAUUAUGAGAAGGAGGGAAACAAAACCCCAUUGAGAGGAGACAGUCAACGUUGAAGUCUAAGCCGAUUUGGUGGUGAGGUUGCGAAGUGCGAUUCAGACCUCCUUCAGGAUAGCCACGGGCUCCCUCGCCGCCACUUCUUCUUCCCUUGAAUCGACGGCGCCACCUCAGGAUCGUCCUCCUCCUCUUCCUCCUCCAACUCGCCCCUUCAUCCAUCGAAUCCCGACAGUUUCUCCCGCUCUCCUACCCCAGCUUCACCAUUCGGAAGUGAAUCCCCCUCCGCCACCCCUGAUCGAAUUCCCUUCGGGGGAAUUCGGCUGCAGCCUGCAGGACAAUCGACAGUGACUCCCGAACCUGUUUUGGAUUGCAGAAAAUUAUUUUUAUAGUUUUUAAAAUGAUGUGAAAACUGUAAAAGUUUAAAUUUUAUUUAUUAUUUAUUUUUUAAUCGCCACGUCAUUCAUUUAACGGUCAACUAUCAAAGUUGACUGCCACAUGAGCUAAAUUUAACGGAGACUAACGGAGAGUGACCAAACUUCAACUGAAGACCCAAUUUUAGUGACUAGGAAUAGAAUAAAAUACUUUUAGUGACCAAACGUGAAUUUUUUAGUACUUCCAGUGACCAACCUUGCAAUUUACCCAUUUCGAGUGCAAACUUAGGAUUAUACGAGGUUUACCGAAUCACAAAAUGACUGACUUGCAACAGCAAAAGCCCUUUUUCUGCGUUGAUGGAGGCUUGAAGAUGCGAAGAUCUAGCAAAGUUGUAGGAAAUAAAGAAUCUUUUUGCGUAGAUCGGAUAAUCGAGCACAAAGUUACGACCAUUUGAAGUUGGAACGUAUGUAAGGUGAAACUUGCUGGAGUCUGCAACAAUUUCGGAGCUAGAUCGCUGCGGACUGUAGUGACCAAUUGUUCAUCGCUCCCCCGUACAAUGAUCAAUCCUGCUUCGCUUUUGUUCAUAGCGAUCCACGUGAAGCUCGCUCGAGACUCUCGAGCGAGUUGGUCAAUACAUGUGUAGUGCGCAA
Molecule: messenger RNA, 1985 nt
Organism: Linum trigynum
Lineage: Eukaryota; Viridiplantae; Streptophyta; Magnoliopsida; Malpighiales; Linaceae
Source: the annotation of a GenBank genome assembly